Molecule: messenger RNA, 1446 nt
Organism: Opisthorchis viverrini
Lineage: Eukaryota; Metazoa; Platyhelminthes; Trematoda; Opisthorchiida; Opisthorchiidae
Exons: 10
Coding region: 1-1446 (481 amino acids)
Cellular component (GO): membrane
Molecular function (GO): phosphatidylinositol bisphosphate binding
Source: RefSeq, a predicted model, not a curated record
AUGGCCUCAUCAUCGCGUGAGUUACUGUCGCCGAGUUUGAAAGCAAAAGCGAAACGAGAGUUGCGAGAGCAACCGGAGCACAUCGAUGCACACGUGGAGAGUUUUCGACGGUGGAUUAAAUCGUUACCGCAUAUCACUUUCCCAUGUGAACACCACCUACUGAUUCCGUUUCUUCGCUACGCAAAAUACAAUCAUGCCAAGGCGCAACAACGCCUGGACAAUUUUUGCACGAUUCGUGCGUCCAAAGAGCUUGGGGCUCCACGAUGGUUUGACUUUCCACCCCUGAACGAUCCACUUUUGGAUGACUAUCUCAAGUCCGGGCAACUAAGUGUGCUGCACCAGGCCGCCUCAUGUUUCAGUCGCUACGAUAUUCGAGAUAUCCGGAUACAUCUUUGUAAUGUACUACUCAUAAGGUUGCUGAAAAUCCGUCGACAGCCCACGACCGCACACUUUCGAUGCCUAACUGCUAUGCCUUGCCGAAGGGAGCACGAGGGUUGGGAUACUGCCAGGUUGCUCGAGCCUAGUCGGGGGAAGUCGAGAAGUAGAUAUCGGGUUCGAACCACGGACCUUCCGGUCAUGCUGGACUUGGGAAGAACUACAGAAGGCCUGUCUGUGAUUCUGAUUCGGUUAGGUAACUGGAACAUGGAUGUUGUCAAUCCAUCCAGUUUGCGAUGCUUCAGCUAUAUGGAUGUCGACCGGUUUUUGUUGGAUCCGGUUUCACAAAUUGCUGGUUUUAUAUUCUUUUUUGACCUGACAGGGGUUGGUAAAAAGCACUUUGUUUUGCGCAGUAAUCAGAAGGAAAUGAGACUGGAGUCGAAAGUUUGGAGGGAUGCCUACCCAAUUCGUGUUAGACAUGUAAUUUACUAUAAUGAACCGAAAGUCAUGGAUAUUAUAUUCAAAUUCGUGGAGAUUUGGAUGAGUUCGAAAGUUCGAGAGCGUGUCGGAAAGUGUGGUUUCCUCGAGGGAGAUUCUCAACUAGGACCACAUGUACCGAUUAGUAUGAGUGUACGAUGUUUGAACAACUGCUAUGUGAUGGUUACCACGUAUCAUUUUGGGGGGGAUGCGAGAUGGCCCAAGUGGUUAGAACGCGAAUUUACUGAUCGGAAGGUCCGUGGUUCGAACCGGACCUCUGCGUCUCGACUUCCCCUGUUUAGGCUUGGGCAACCUGGCAGUAGCCCAGUCCUCAUGCAACCUUCGGGUGACAUGGCAGUUAGGUACCGAAGGGUACUACAGCUGAACGAUCAUCUGGGUGGCGUUCACAUAUCACUCCUCAUAUCCGGCCAUUCGGGAACAGCUCACGUCGUCUGCGUUACGACAGACAGAAUGAUAUUUUAUAGUGCAUUACCUAAUUUGCGCUUGUGCGGGGGCGAGAUGGACCAAGUGGUUAGAGCGGAAGGUCCGUGGUUCGAACCCGACCCCCUCUGCUUCUCGACUUCCUCUGUCUAG